Messenger RNA from Anneissia japonica, 1912 nucleotides. Its product is annotated as zinc finger-containing ubiquitin peptidase 1-like. Bases 192 to 1895 code for a protein of 567 amino acids. NCBI's taxonomy places the organism in Eukaryota, Metazoa, Echinodermata, Crinoidea, Comatulida, Comatulidae. The record is from RefSeq and is a predicted model, not a curated record. The transcript is spliced from 7 exons.
UUACUGUUUAUCUUUUUUUGGUUAUAAAAAGAAGGUGUUGCAACAGGUUAUGGACAGGGCUAUUGGAGUAACGCCUAGGCGUCGGCCCCUAUAGUAUUACUAGGCCUAUUAGAUAUCAAUAUACCAUUUAGAAGCAGGCAGACCAGUAUGCUUAAGUCAAGUAUCAGUAGUUGGAAAGAUUGCCAAUUAGUAUGUCACUAAAAACACCUUUAUUUACCUGUGCAAUAUGCGGACAGGAGAAGUUAGAUGCAGAUCGUAUGAACACGCACAUGUUAGAUGUACAUGUUCAAGCAAAGUGUCCGAUGUGCGAUUUAGAAGGUGUUUCUGCUGAUGACUUAGAAUAUCAUAUAAACACAGCUCAUGCUGAUAUUCUAAGCCCUGCUAAUUCAGGUCGCUCAUCCAGAAUUAAUGGCCACACUGCAACAAAGUAUAAAUCACCUGAUGCGCAAAGUAAUUCCAUGCAUAAUGGCUGUGAAUUUAACAGUCAGAAAAAUGGAGAUGUCAACCAAUCCAAAGGCAAGACUCUUUUAGCGCUGUCCAAAGAACAUGCUCUAAACACUGGUGCUGUCUCUAAUGAUGUGCGUACUAAGGAUGCGACAGGGCGUAAAAUAAAGAACUCGAGAAAAAAGGUAAAAGAAACAAGAGAAAAAUCUGAAAAAGAAAACUCUGUACAACAUUUACAAUAUUGUGUUCCAGAUCAGGAGACUUCCAGUUUAGAGGACGAUGUCGCAACAUCAUCAUCCUCAUCAUCAUUAUUUUCAGUUAUUUCAAUGACGGAUGUUGAAAAUCAGGAUAAUUCAAGUAAUGCUAAUGGCCGAUCAUCACUUUCGCGUGUGCAAUCACCUCUGAAAAAAAAGGUUAAGAUGUCAUCAGAUAAUGAUUCUGACAGUUCAAUCUUAAGUGUAUUUAAAAACAUUAUAUUAAGAUCUCCAUGUAAGGGUGAGGAUAGUGGCAGUGUGGAUGCUGUUGGUGGCAUGCUCAUACCACCUCGAAAUGUCUAUGAUAUUGGUACAGGCAAGUCAACCAAUGAACCUAAAUACCGCCCUCCUCAGGAUGGUGCUACAUCAUCUCAUGAACUUAAAUACUGCCCUCUAUGUGAAUAUAGUUCUACAGAUGUAAACUUAUUAGCACAUCAUGUGGAUGCGCAUUUUUCUGCUGAUACUAAUGAUGAUGAAACGUUAGCAAGAGAGCUGUCACAGGCUGAUGACGUGAGCAACACCGAUGAGAUGAUUGCACGACAGAUCGAGAUGGAUGAGAGGAUGAAAGUUGAGAAUGAAGCAACACAGUUUCAAGAACUGCAGGUAAAGAAAUAUGAAAAUAAAAACAAUAUUGUAGGCUCUACCAAUAUGCCUUCUAUAUCUAAAAUUCAACAGCUGAUUGAGAAAGCCUGGGAGGAAGGCUAUGAUGAACAGGGCAGAGAACAGCUUGGUGGCAAGAUCUACAACACAAGGAAAUGGAUAGGUGCUACAGAGGUUAUGGCCUUUUUCACAUCUCUUAAAGUCAGGUGCAAAUUGAUAGACUUCCAUCAUCCCUCUGGGCCAAACAAUACUCACCCACUGCUCUUUGACUGGAUUCAGAAAUACUUUGAAUCACCACCAGCAUUGGGUAGUCUCUUCAGUAGGAAGGCUAUCUGCAGUAACAAACUCCCUCUUUACCUACAGCAUGAAGGACACAGUCGUACCAUCAUUGGUUACGAGCAGUUGAAAGAUAAAAGUAUUCGUCUUCUGCUGUUCGAUCCAAGCUUCUCCCAAAAGCAAAUUGGUUUGUUAAAAACAUCUGAAUUAACAGGAUAUGCUCUUAAACCAUUACGCCAAACUCUCACAAACUUCAAGUCGAAGCAAUACCAAAUUGUUGCAAUUCAAGGAAAUUUAACAGAAAAUGAGAGUAAGGUAUGAAAGUUUUGACAUCAUAG